UCGUUUAACAGAAGUCAACAUCUGUACAGAAAAAAGGUAGACAAAGGUAUGGCUCAAACUCAUUACACAAACUAAAAGGAAAAUGGGAGAGUGAAAUAGGAACAUUCAAAGAGUAAUCAAAAAGAGUAAUCAACCCCACCAGUCCACCACUCUCUCUCUUCAAUGCAGCAACUUUAUUUGGAUUUUGGACAAUCUUAGAAGCAUACCCCCGAGUAAGCAUCUCGGUAUCUUGAGCUAAAAAUGGAGAAGAGCUGCGUUCUGGCUUUUCUCCUCUUCAUUCUCCAUUCAAGCACAACAAAAGCUGCCUUUAGUGUAAGUGGUGGUGUUGGUGUAGGUGUAGGGGUUGGUGUUGGUGUUGGUAUUGGCAAUGGAAAUGGUGGUGGUGGCAACAAUGGUGGGGUGGUUUGGGUUGGAGGAGGGAUUAACAACAACCCAGAACCCUCUGGAUCUUCAGUGCCAGGGCUUGAUGGAGCUUACACAGCACUGCAGGCUUGGAAAUCUGCAAUCACUGAGGACCCUCUUAAGAUUUUAGAUAGUUGGGUUGGUUCUAAUGUGUGCUCUUACAAAGGGGUCUUCUGCUCAAAUCCUCAAGAUGAAGUGGAUGCAUCUGCUGUCCCAGUUGUUGCAGGGAUAGAUCUUAACCAUGCAAAUCUGCAAGGAACUCUUGUCAAAGAGCUCUGUUUACUCAGUGAUUUGUCUCUUCUCCACCUCAACAGUAACAGGUUCACUGGCACUAUUCCUGAUACAUUCAGAGACCUUGUGUUUCUGGAAGAGUUAGACCUCAGCAACAACCAACUUUCAGGUCCUUUCCCAGCUGUUACAUUGUACAUGCCAGGCCUCAUCUACUUGGACCUCAGAUUCAACUCCUUCUCUGGGUCCCUUCCUCAAGAACUUUUCAGUAAGAAUCUGGAUGCAAUAUUCCUUAAUAACAAUCAAUUUGAAGGUGAAAUUCCUCAGAAUUUGGGUAGUUCCCCAGCCUCAGUGAUAAACUUAGCCAACAACAAGUUGAGUGGAAACAUCCCAGCAAGUUUUGGCUUCAUGGGUUCUAAAAUAAAGGAGAUUCUGUUCCUCAAUAACCAGUUAACUGGUUGCAUUCCUGAAGGAGUAGGACUCUUCACAGAGAUACAGGUUCUGGAUGUGAGCUUCAAUUCACUCAUGGGUCAUUUGCCAGACACACUCUCUUGUCUGCAAGAUAUAGAAGUUCUCAAUUUGGCUCAUAACAAGCUUUCUGGGGAGUUAUCAGAUGUAAUCUGCUCUUUGAGAAGCCUUGCAAAUCUAACUGUUGCUUACAAUUUCCUUUCUGGAUUCAGCCAGCAAUGCUCAAGGCUUUUCUUUAGGAAUGUGGGUUUUGAUUUCUCACUUAACUGCAUUCCUGGGAGGGUCAUGCAGAGACCUCAACCUGAGUGUUCUGUGAUUCCAGGUGGUAGCCUAAGUUGUCUCAGAAUCCCCACACCAAAGCCUCUUGUUUGUGGCUCACUGGCUGUAAGUAAGUCUAAGCACAUUGAUCCCAUUCCACCUUCUCCUUAA
Molecule: messenger RNA, 1527 nt
Organism: Abrus precatorius (Indian licorice)
Lineage: Eukaryota; Viridiplantae; Streptophyta; Magnoliopsida; Fabales; Fabaceae
Product: leucine-rich repeat extensin-like protein 4
Exons: 1
Coding region: 241-1527 (428 amino acids)
Molecular function (GO): protein binding
Source: RefSeq, a predicted model, not a curated record